Molecule: messenger RNA, 6063 nt
Organism: Meleagris gallopavo (turkey)
Lineage: Eukaryota; Metazoa; Chordata; Aves; Galliformes; Phasianidae
Source: RefSeq, a predicted model, not a curated record
CACUUACUAAAUGUAAUGCGUUUUGUACUGUUCUUUCUUGCAACCAGGGAACAACAACUUAGUCCUUUUGCAGAACUGCAUAUCCAUUUUAUUCGUUAUUUUACAGGUAUCAGGCAACAGCUUGUCAACUUUGCUCCUUCUACAGAAUCUUUUCCUAACUGGAGAACUAUACUAUCACCAACACGGCCUUCCAAAGAAACUAAGACUUCCUCAGUAGCUGAUAUUUCUAUGGGACAGACUUUGGAGAAUGCAAACUUGCUUCAGAUGAUAAAAACAACACUGACUGGCACACAUACAAGAACUUUGGAUCAAACAAACCUGUCUCCCACCCUUUAUCAAGGCAGUGGAAGUAGUGCAUCCCAAGAACCUGCUGAAGUUUCUGCUGAGUCACCCCUGAGGUUGUCAUCUCAAGAUGCAGAUGAAACAGCUGGGGAAUCAGGUUUGCCUCAACUCGUGUUAUCUGGAGUGUCUUCUGGUGCAAAACCUACGGUAGGAACUUCAGAAGCAAAACCACUAACAAGAAAAUCAUCUCCAGCUUCACCAGUGCCAGCUUCUUCCUUCUUGUCGCUAGGCACUGAAAUCACACCUUUGCCAUCUGUGAUGGCUUUAAACACUCCGGUACUGACGCUAACAAAAAAUAACACUGCCACAAAAUUAACCUCAGUUCUCAGUUCAGUAGGAGCUCAUACAGAUCUUCCUUUUGCAACAAGCAACCUGGCUGCCUCACCCGUGGACAUGACAGCUAUGUUUAUAACUCCUAAAAGUAGCACUGUCAUGGCUUCCACGCCUGCAUCCACAGCACACGUACCAAGGCAGAUAAAAACAACUGUCACUGACAGCCAGAAAUUCCCAAGCUCAGAAAUCAGCAAAACAUCAACCCCAUAUCCACUGACAAUUACAGCAGCUUUGACAUCUAUUACAGCGUCAGCGAAAGCAACUAGGCUUCCCCCUACUCGAGUGGAAAACACUUCUGCUCCUUCAGAAACAACAGCAGCAUCAGCUUUCGCUAACAUGACCGCAGCUCCUCCUCUGGAUUGCCGGCUCUCCUGGAACCUUAUGGUUAAAACGGUUCUGUUUCUGAACACGAGAAGGAUGAUGAUCAGCAAAUCCUUCAAGGAGAGUGUGACAAAAGGGCUUAACCAGGCGCUGAGACAAGCUUUCAACCAAAAUGUCAGCACUCAGGUGGAAAUCCUGGAGCAGUCAAGUAACAUCACAGUUGGUUACUAUGUUACACGAGGGAGACUGGUUUUUAUACCGGCUGCUGUAAUUGAAAGACUAAUUGCCUAUGGCAUUAGCAAUGCCACAGCAGACUUAAAGCAACACAUUCUGAGUCUUCAGUCCAUUGUGGCCCUGGCAAUGCCGUGGAAGCCACUUCCUGCGUACCACUUCCAGCUGAAGACAGAGCUGCAGUUUGUAAGUCAAACAGAUAAUAUACAGUCAUGCAGAUUUGUUCAGACGAUGGAGCAAAGGUUACAGAGAGCAUUUCAAGAUGCUGAAAGAAAGGUCUGGAACACCAGCAACAACCUAACAGUUGAGAUUUUGAACACCUCCAAAGUCUCUCAAGCUGUCACUCUGUUUUAUGUAGUCAACAAUCGCAGCACAACUUUAAAUGGCACAAUUUCCAGCAACCUUCUUAAUCAGCUGUCAGCUGAGCUGGUGGGUUUCUAUCUAACCUACCCACCUCUCACCAUUGCAGAGUCUUUGGAAUACCCGAACCUGGAUGUCUCAGAGUCAACUAGAGACUACUGGGUGAUCACAGUUAUACAAGGGGUUGAUAUUGCAUUACUGGGACUGAACAAUCAGAGCUUUGCGAGAUUAAUGGAGCAGCGCUUGGCCCCGCUGUUCAUGAUGUCCCAUCAACAAGGAAGACGCUUUAAACGUGCCACCACUGUGGGCAGCUACACUGUGCAGAUGGUAAAAAUCCAACGAAUUCCGGGACCCAAGGAGCCAGCUGAACUGACAUACUAUACUUUGUACAAUGGGAAACCUUUGCUGGGCACCGCAGCUGCCAAAAUUUUGAGUACUGUUGACUCCCAGCGGAUGGCCCUGACACUGGGUUAUGUGAUUCAAGUUCAAGCUGAUCCUGUGGUGAAGAACCCACCCAACAACCUGUGGAUCAUUGCAGCGGUGCUGGCUCCCAUUGCUGUGGUUACAGUUAUCAUCAUUAUCAUUACAGCAGUUCUGUGCAGAAAAAACAAGAGCGACUUCAAACCGGAUACCAUGAUGAACCUGCCUCAAAGAACUAAACCAGUACAAGGCUUUGACUAUGCCAAGCAACAUUUAGGUCAGCAGGGAGCUGAAGAUGAAGUUUUACCAGUAACUCAAGAGACUGUUGUACUUCCACUUCCAGUCAGAGACGCUCCUGCCUCCCAGGAGAGAGAAAUCACUCAGGAUGGGAGCACCAUUAAAACAGCCCAAUCCAAUGAAACAAGGAAAAGCCGGUCCCCGAGCCAGAACGGCUCCAUCAUCAGCAACGAGUCGGGAAAGCCCAGCUCCAGCCGGAGCUCCCCGCAGAAAGUCGUGGCACCGCAAAAAGUGACAAAAGACGAGGGCAGGAAAAGAAACGGUUUAAAAUCUUCCAAGAAAAUUGUACCCAUCAGCGAUGAAGAGGAAGGAGGCAUUCUCUUUGAUAACAUUGCCAAAUCUGCCAUUGACCCCUUUGACACCUCUUCUGGAUCUGUACAGCUGAUUGCUAUCAAACCUGUGGCACUACCUGCUGUUCAUGCUGCAUCAGAUAGAAGUCAGGAAUCUGCCAUCAUUAAUGGAGAGGUGAACAAGGCUUUGAAGCAGAAGUCCGAUAUAGAACAUUACCGCAACAAGCUGCGUUUGAAAGCCAAGAGGAAGGGGUACUAUGAUUUCCCACAGGUUGACAACAACAAGGGGCUGACAGACAGAAAAAGGAUGUAUGAGAAAAACCAGAAAGAAAUUGACCAUAUUUUGGAUCCUGAUCCAGAUGUAUCAUCUCCGUUUGCUGAGCCCAAGAGCAGGCAACAGAUAAAGAACUCAAUAUACAGAAGCCGGCAGUCUUUGAACAGUCCUAGCCCAGGAGAAACUGAGAUGGAUCUUCUAGUGACUCGAGAAAGACCUAGGCGUGGAAUCCGUAACAGUGGAUAUGAUACUGAGCCUGAAAUAAUAGAAGAAACAAAUGUUGAUCGUGUCACUGAGCCUCGGAGCUACACCAGGUCCCGUCAGGCCAAAGGCCACUCAGAGACCUCAACUUUAAGCUCUCAGCCCUCCAUUGAUGAGGUUCGACAACAGAUGCACAUGCUCUUGGAAGAGGCUUUCAGCCUGGCCUCUGCUGGUCACGGAGGACAGAGCAGGCAGGAGGCCUACAGCUCCGCACCACACUUGCCCUAUUCAGAGGUGGUGACCAGCGCUCCUGGUACCAUGACCCGACCUAGAGCGGGUGUGCAGUGGGUACCCACAUACAGACCAGAAAUGUAUCAGUACAGUCUACCGAGACCAGCUUAUAGAUUUUCUCAGCUUCCCGAGAUGGUGAUGGGAUCUCCUCCUCCUCCUGUCCCUCCCAGAACUGGUCCUGUGGCUGUUGCCUCUCUCAGGAGGUCUACAUCAGAUAUUGGCAGCAAAGUGAGAAUACCAGAGUCCAGUGGGGUGGAUCAGGCCCAGCAUCACGAUCCAGCUUCUUAUGCACCUGGUUCAAGAGCUCCAAUGCCUGUAGGCCCACUUGAUCAAUCAGCUUUUCACUCAGGAAAUACAGUACCAGCAGUGUUUGCCAUACCAGCAGCAAACCGACCUGGCUUCACAGGCUAUUUUAUCCCAACACCACCCACAGCAUAUAGGAACCAAGCCUGGAUGCCCUAUGCUGGGGAAAAUGAAUUACCAGGACAGUGGGCAGACUCAGUUCCGCUCCCCGGAUACAUCGAGGCUUAUCCAAGGCCCCGCUACCAACACAGUUCUCCGUCACGACUGCCUCGCCAAUACAGCCAAUCGGCAAGCAUGCAUCCCAGCUUGGAACAAGCUCCUUUGCCCUCUGCCACAGCUUCUCAACAGAGCCUGACAGAAAACGACCCGUCCGAUGCUCCUCUCACCAACAUUUCUACAGCUGCCUUAGUGAAGGCAAUAAGAGAAGAAGUUGCUAAGCUGGCCAAGAAGCAAACAGAUAUGUUUGAGUUCCAGGUUUAAUGUCUUUUGUGCGCAGCUUUUGUAUCGUGUAACUUGAAGUAGCCAAGAAAGCGACCUCUUUAAUUCUCACUUAAAAACAUACAGUGAAUUGUGCAAAGUGACUGCGUUUUUCUCCAUCUGAAAAGUCAACGCUAUGAAAUGACUUGCAGUAGAGCAGCAGGACCCUGAAGAUAUGUAUUCUCCUUGCCAGCUAAGGAAAUGCUGCCAGUUAACUCUUAAAAAUGGAUGAUAAUGAUCACAUGCGAGUGUUUGUCACUUGGCACUCACACCGUGACCCAUCAUCGCUAGAGAUGCUGCUGUGCAUGUCAGUGCCAUGCAGUGUUUCAGUUGCAGGCCCAAAUGCAGAGCUGCUGAAGAAAAUAUCUUCUGCAUGUCCAAACCUUAUUUCUUUGAUUAAAGAAGAAAACGGAUGGAAAAUGGCAAGCUAAAGGCCACGGUAGGCGUGGCAGUCACGUUAAUUUUUUGUUGCGAGAGAUUGUACAAGGAACGUUGAUUGAAUUGAUCUGUGUCGCUGCAGCCUUUUCAUUCUAGAGACUGUAACCAAACCAAAAGAAUCUGAGAUGAGUAAGUAAUACUAAUAAACGUUCUGUGAAUAGCUCCAAUUCUUUUCAUCCUCUUUACAGUAUAAAGAAGUGAAAGAAGAGAAGACUGUGAGGGGACUAAUGAUAUUUUGAUAAUUAAUGGCUACCUUGUCUGUGAAUGCCACUGAUGAGUUACGGAGAUUUUUUCUAUGUGAGAGAGCACAAUCUGUGAAGAGCUAACAAAGGAAACUGGUGCUAGAAGUUUCCAGGAGAAAUGAAAAAAGGUUAUUUGUGUUCGCUCUAUAUUUAGGCUUUUCAUUCUGAAUGCAUGUGAAGCUGGUAAACAUGAGACCUUUGAGCAAGCCUUUCCAACCUGGAAUAGUGAAUACACCUGCUUGUACGAGACAACCUCUGUUUGACACAGUGCUUUUUUCUCUUUCUUAAACAAUGCUAUCUACUGAAUGGCUACCUGAAGUCACUUUGAUCUUGAUCGGACUGGAACAGUGCGUACACACGUAGGAAGUUCUGAAUGUAGAGGACCUGAUGAUUAUAUUGACAUGUAAAUAAGAAUACGGUUAAAUGGAUUAACAAGAACACUGGUGUGCUUUGAAAAUAGAGGGCGUUUCUGGAAAUGAGGCUGACUGUACAUUGCUCAAGAUAAAGAUUGCUAAUAGUUAAACUGCAUUAUUGUGUGAAUCCAAUCCCGAAAGAAAAUCAGACCAGUUGAAUAGGACAGUAGUUUGUCUUUUGCAGUUGUACAGAAUAGUUGGAGAUCAUGAACAACUGUUUUCAGUUCCUUUGGCCAUUAGCUUCGGGAACUGAAGUUGUUGCAAAAUACAUUGUGUUGGGCUUGUCUGAUGUCAACUGGAGUUAAAGGUAAUGUCCUUCAUUUCAGUAAGUUAUUUAGUUAUUCUCAACUGCUUAUGUUAUUUUGUUGGAUCACUUCAUUUUCUUGAAUUUCUUUGGUCUUUACCAAGGUGAGACAGAGAGCUUAGUUUAGCUUUUUGGCCAUCAGUAAAAUGAGAGGAGUAGGUAUGAGACUAGAGUAGGGGAAAGAAGAAGAAACUGAUGAAGCACAAACUUUUAAUACAGAGCUAUUUUUUCCCCCGAUUGAUUGUAUAAUAAACCCUGUUUGAGAUCAUGAUAAAUAGUUAUCCUAGAAUAUAUUGACAUCUGCUCUGAGACCUUAGGUAUUGCAGAAUCUUUAGGAAUGCUAGCUGAUCUUUAAACUAUUGUGAAAUUUCAUUUUUAUUAUUUAAAAAUCAAAUAUAAAUAAAAUGUAUUUUUGUAAUCUCAAUGUAUAUACUUGCUGUAUGUUUAUACAAGUGACUGGUCUGCAAUAGUCAGAAAAUUUCCACAAACCAAGUGCAAAAAAAAAAAAGAAAAAAAAAGAAAAAAA